This is a messenger RNA of Cornus florida, 955 nucleotides long. Its product is annotated as leucine-rich repeat protein 2-like. The coding region runs from base 83 to 721 and encodes 212 amino acids. NCBI's taxonomy places the organism in Eukaryota, Viridiplantae, Streptophyta, Magnoliopsida, Cornales, Cornaceae. The transcript is spliced from 7 exons. The record is from RefSeq and is a predicted model, not a curated record. Gene Ontology annotation, molecular function: protein binding.
CGUUUCCUUCACUUUUAUUUGUUGCUUCUUCACCUUUCUCCACUCUCUCUCUCUCUCUCUCUCUCUACGUUCUCUCUCUACAAUGGCUGUCCCCUCCCUCCUCUCUUUUCUCCUCCCCUUCCUCCUCUCUUUCUCUUCUUCCCUCUCCACCAACUCCGAAGGAAAUGCUUUGCAUGCUUUGAGAAGCAAACUCUCCGACCCCACCAACGUCUUGCAGAGCUGGGAUCCAACUCUUGUCAAUCCUUGCACCUGGUUCCAUGUCACCUGUGAUUCUAAAAACCACGUAAUUCGUCUGGACUUGGGCAAUUCAAAUAUUUCUGGAUCUUUGGGUCCGGAGCUUGGUGAACUCAAGCACCUACAAUACUUGGAACUUUAUAGGAAUAAUAUAGGAGGGAAAAUUCCCAAGGAGUUGGGUAAGUUGAAAAACCUUGUGAGCAUGGACAUGUAUGACAACAAAUUUGAAGGAGAAAUCCCGAAGUCCUUUGCCAAGUUGAAGUCUCUCCGAUUUCUACGGCUUAGUAACAACAAGCUAACAGGAUCAAUUCCAAGAGAACUCGCCACUCUCUCUGACCUGAAAGUUUUUGAUGUUUCUAAUAAUAAUCUCUGUGGAACGAUUCCCGUUGAUGGUCCUUUCGGGAAUUUUCCAAUGGAAAGCUUUGAAAACAACAAACUUAAUGGACCUGAGCUGAAAGGACUGGUACCCUAUGACUUUGGAUGCUGAAGAAGUCUAGAAAUGCUAAUGGAUACUCUCCAUUGUAUGCUUUUAUGCUGAAUACAACUAAAUUAUAAACGACAGAUUAUAUGUGUCUUUACAUUCUAUAUGUUAGCAGUGACAAACGUUGUGGCAACCUAAGUUAGCAAGAGUAAUACGAUAAUAAUGAGCUUGAAAUUCCCAAGUUCAAUCAAUCUUUGUGCAAAACAUUCUUGGAUUAUACAAAUUUAGUUGUCAUGAGUA